This is a messenger RNA of Trichoderma atroviride IMI 206040, 942 nucleotides long. RefSeq lists its product as uncharacterized. Gene Ontology annotation, molecular function: protein dimerization activity; DNA-binding transcription factor activity. The record is from RefSeq and is a predicted model, not a curated record. NCBI's taxonomy places the organism in Eukaryota, Fungi, Ascomycota, Sordariomycetes, Hypocreales, Hypocreaceae. Gene Ontology annotation, cellular component: nucleus.
AUGGCCGACACGCUUGUAUCUGAACACCCUGACCUAUCUGGCUUCCCAGGCUCUCCUGGGCAGAAACGAAAGCGCGAAUUAGAAAGCCCCAUCCUUGGACGCGCAAAGCGUGCUGCUCCUCCCGCAGCCAUGUCAGCGUCACCGGCGGACACGGCCGCCUUCAUCGAGAACGCCAUCGAGGCCUCGCAGGCGGCCGCGGCCAGUGGCGUCAAUGUUGCAGAUUUCAAUGCCCUCCAGCAGGCCGCCGCUGCGGAUCACACCGACGCCUCGGACCCUUCCAAUGCUACGAGCACAGCUCAGGCUGCCCUGGGCAUGUAUCCGACCCUUCACGUACCGCCAUCAACCGAGGAGCAGUUCUCUGCUCAGGUGGCUGUUGACCCUGACCACGGCCACGGAGACGCAUUCAAACACGAUACCCCUUUUAGCACAGACGUCACACAGCAGACUGAUCCCCUGAUGGACUCAGCGGUCAACCAAAACCUACCACCUCCCCCGAACGGUGUUCAGACUCACCCUCCUCCUCCUCCUCCACACGCUAGAUAUGUCAUCCAGCCUCCUCCGUCUAAUCCUAAGCCGAGUGUCGGAUCAGAGGAAUGGCACAAGAUGCGCAAGGAUAAUCACAAGGAAGUGGAGCGUCGACGUCGCGAGACUAUUAAUGAAGGCAUCAACGAGCUGGCCAAGAUUGUGCCGGGUUGCGAAAAGAACAAGGGCUCAAUUUUACAGCGCGCCGUGAGCUUCAUCACUCAACUCAAGGAGAACGAGCAGCAGAACAUUGAGAAAUGGACGCUGGAGAAGCUCCUCACAGAGCAGGCUAUAACGGAACUCAGUGCAUCCAACGAUAAGCUCAAGCAAGAGUGCGAGAGGCUCUAUCGUGAGCUGGAAACAUGGAAGCGAGUUGCACAGCAAGCUGGACUUGAGCCACCGGCUGCACCAAAGGAAGAG